UAUUACUAAAUGUUAUAUAUAUCAGAGGCAUACAUAUUGCUAAAAAUUGUUUUGAUCUAUUUUGAAUUGGAUCUAGUUUGUGUUCUUUGAUUAAAGUUUCUUUAUUAUUGACUUUGAAUUCUGUCCUAUUAUGUAGGGAUAUCCUCAGCUGCAGAGGGCAAAAAUCCUCACAGAGCUUCUCUGACUUUCCCCAAAUUCCACACCUGAUCUUACUGGCCGUACUUGUUUAACUUUUCCGCUGUCAUGUUAAGAGCCAGUUUAAGGUUUCCUUCGGUAAAUAUUUACUCAUCAACCAUAGUCUCGUCCACAUUUUCAACGCCUCAGCUUCGCAAGAAUGGUUCAUAAAACAGUUGCACUGUUUUGCUUUGUAAUGGUGAUUUUACUCAGCAUUAUUCUUUUCAUGAUGUCUCAAGAAAAUUUACCUGCUAGCAUAAGAUACAGAUGGAAGGCUAUGCCAGAAAUAAAGGGAAUCAGAGGAGGAAGCUAUGAAAAUGAAGGGCUACGUCAAAAUGAAGGAAACCUUUUGACAUCUUGGCUCAAUGCAACACAGUCUUCAAGAACUGCUGAAACAUCAACAAGGGAUUCAGAGCCAGAGACUGAUAAGAAGAAUAUGUCUGCAGAAUAUCCUAUUCCAAUUAUACACAAAAGUUCCUUCAAAAAGCUUCCUAAGUGGAACUUUGAGGAUAUUUACAAUUUAGAUGCCCCCCCUAGACCUAAUACAUGUUCCCAGUCUUUGCGUAACUCCAGGGAUGAGGACUUCCAGAAAGCCUUCCUUCCCAACAUACGCAUGUUUCUACACAAAGAUAACAUCAACAUGAGAGAGUGGAAUCGACUAUCACAUUUCAACAAUCCUUUUGGUUUCAUGGAUAUGAAGUAUGAAGAUGUUAUGCCUGUGUUGAAGCUCAUCCCAAACCCAAAAGAACCGCUGCUCCGCCCAAAACCUGGCGGGGAUGGCUGUAUCCACUGUGCUGUGGUGGGAACUGCAGGUAUCUUAAACGGCUCAAAAAUGGGAGCUGAGAUUGAUGCACAUGACUACGUCUUUCGAAUGAAUGGUGCAGUGAUCAAAGGUUACGAGGAGGAUGUGGGAAACAGAACAUCGGUGUAUGUUCACACAUCUCACUCAAUCACUGCCUCAAUUUAUAUAUUUAGGAAGUAUGGAUACACAUCAGCUCCACAUGAUGAGGGUAUAAAGUACGUCAUGAUUCCUGAAGGAAUGAGGGAUUACAAAUGGCUAAAACCUCUUAUCGGAGGGGAAGAGACAUCUAGAAAACACCCCAGAACCUACUACUCAGGACAGUACAACGAGAGCCGCUUCUAUGUUUUACACCAGGACUUUCUGCGAUAUGUACGGAACAGGUUUUUAAAAUCACCCAAUCUCAACCGAGGAUACUGGGCAAUUGUCCGCCCAACUAAUGGGGCAUUUGCUAUAUUUACAGCCCUGCACGCUUGCGACACAGUGAGUGCAUAUGGAUUCAUGACAGAAGACUACAGAAAGUACUCCAACUAUUAUGCUGAGAGGCACCUAAAGACAAAUGUAAUUUUCUAUAGCAACCAUGACUACAUUAUGGAGAAGAAUUUAUGGAAGAGCCUUCACGACAAAAAGAUAAUUAAGCUGUUUCAAAGAACUGGAUCACAAAAUGGGGUUGAGGUGCCAAAGCAGACCUGAGAAUGACAGCAAACUGUGAAUGACAGUUUCAGCAAUAAGAAAAAUACCAUGUUAGACAAAAACUGUAGUUAUCAAAACUGUAGUUAUCAUGUUUUUGUGUUGAAUGCAAUAACUGUAAAACAUGUAGACCAGUCAAGGUUUCUUUUAUGAAGGUUGCAUGCAGUAUAACGAAAUGAUACUGAUAUUCUGCAACAGUGACUAGAAUUAAGAUUUUUUUGUUGUUGUGGUUUUGUUUUUAAUCACUGCUGGUAGAACUUCCUAUAAUGGGUAAUGGGUUGGCCCAUUUUAUGGUUCAUCUAUGAUUAAAUUAGGCAGAUUCUAAACAUAUUAUUUACUGCCAAUCAAUAACAAUUACUUUCUUUGUAAUUGAUUAUAUUAACAUUAAACUAUCUUGAAUGCAAAAA
This is a messenger RNA of Cyprinodon tularosa, 2070 nucleotides long. RefSeq names its product alpha-N-acetylgalactosaminide alpha-2,6-sialyltransferase 1-like. NCBI's taxonomy places the organism in Eukaryota, Metazoa, Chordata, Actinopteri, Cyprinodontiformes, Cyprinodontidae. The record is from RefSeq and is a predicted model, not a curated record. Gene Ontology annotation, molecular function: sialyltransferase activity. The transcript has 9 exons. The coding region runs from base 335 to 1666 and encodes 443 amino acids.